Messenger RNA from Hydractinia symbiolongicarpus, 1627 nucleotides. RefSeq names its product nucleolar protein 12-like. The record is from RefSeq and is a predicted model, not a curated record. Bases 160 to 657 code for a protein of 165 amino acids. Gene Ontology annotation, cellular component: nucleolus. The transcript is spliced from 6 exons. Lineage: Eukaryota; Metazoa; Cnidaria; Hydrozoa; Anthoathecata; Hydractiniidae. Gene Ontology annotation, molecular function: RNA binding.
AUGUUGUUCAGUUGGUGUUAAGAAAGAAAACAAAUAAUUAUUUAUGUCUUUUAUGUAAAUUUGUUACAAGUAAGAAUUUUUUGUCAAAAUGUUAGUUGAUUUUUAAUCGGACAGUAGCUUUAAAGAAAUGGGUUUGUUGGGUUUAAAAUUAAACAUAAAAUGGGAAAAGUUCCUACUCCUGGACAUAAGAAACGCAACAAACUGAUCCUUUCGUUUGAUGACAGUGCACGGAAAGAAUAUUUAACUGGUUUUCGAAAGAGGCGGCAACAAAGAAAAGAAAAAGCUCAAACUGAAAUCGAGAAAAAACUGAAAAACAAAAUCAGACAAGAAAGAACCAAAAAGCGAAAAGCAAAUCAAGAUAAAAUUAAUGAUAUUUUACAAGGAAUUCACAUGCCAUACGACAAUAUGAACACAACAUCCGAGCAAUGUGAGAAAGUUGAUUUUGGUACACACGAGGUCACGAUAAAAACAGAUAUUGAUUUCGCGGAAACAGGGUUGAUUAUGGCACAAUCUAAGAAUGAUGAAGUUACACCAGCAAGUUCUAAGCUAAAAGAAGUCAAGAAAAAAGAAAAACCAGUGAAAAAAAUGCACAAAGAAAAACCAGUGAGAAAGAUAAACAAAUAUAAAGGUGGAAAAGUUAGAAGGAAGAAAAAAUGAGUUGUAGAUUUAAAUCUUGGGUCAUAGAUUUAAACCCCGACUUGAUAAAUAGGGAUAUCAACAGCUUGAUUGUGAAGCAAGAAUUAAAAACACGUUGGUGUUGAAAAUGUUGCACUGAGAAGUCAUGAACACAAAUUAAAAAUGUUUGAUCAACUUCUGCUGCAACUGUGCAGAAUAUGUAUUUUGAAAGUUUGUAAAGGACAUUAUUGUUUUUAUCUUUUCCAUUUUCUUGGUUGACAUUGAGUAAUUUUCUCAUUUGUUUACGUUUUCGUAUGUAAAUACUAGCUACCUGGUAUCUUGUGUUUUUUUUAUCACUUAAAAAUAAUAAUGAUGUUUCAUGUCUGAUAUUUUUUUUAUGAAAUAUCUGUUCAACUUAUUGACCAGCAAGGACUUAAAGGGGCUACAAACCGGUUAAAAUACUCACAUUCCGUAUAUCCCGCUCACAUAUUAAAUAUACGCAAACGCGUUUUGCGCAAUGAACAGACCAGUGCACUUUGCUCGCUGGUUCAAUAAUUUUUUUUGAAAAGUAUAUCACAAAGAAAUAUUUCAGCGAGUCUCAUUCUGGAUGAGAACAUGACCAACGCUGGAGAAGAUAAAAAUUCUAGAUUCGAGUCUGUAAAAUACAUACAUGCCUGAAAAAUAGCCAGUUUGUUUUUCGCCGCCAUCAGUUCGACUUUCGUGGAAUUCACUAAAAUCGAAAACCAACAGCCGUUCCGUUGCCCCUUUAAGUUUGGUAAAUUUAUUGUAGGAGAAGAAAAAGGGGUCUUCUUUAUAAGAAACAUAGAUUUUUAUGGUAAAAAGUUUAUGGUAAAAUGAAUCAAAAUUUGGUUUUAGUUAUCAACAAUAUACAGUUUAGGUUUAAUGACUUUUGAUAGUUGACUGUGAUAUAAACUUUUAUUUUAAGUCUUCAUUUUAUGUUCGGAUAUAUAUCAACAUUUUUAUUGGUAGAGAUUUAAAUUGUUAACGGAAA